Molecule: messenger RNA, 910 nt
Organism: Nestor notabilis (Kea)
Lineage: Eukaryota; Metazoa; Chordata; Aves; Psittaciformes; Psittacidae
Product: ankyrin repeat and MYND domain-containing protein 1-like
Exons: 7
Molecular function (GO): protein binding
Source: RefSeq, a predicted model, not a curated record
AUUCCUCAGCCUCAAGACGGAGAAGCUAACUUGAAAGGUGGUGCUCCUUUGCAACUGAAAAAUGAAGCAGGACCACCACGAGAGUACUUUUCCUCCUAUAAAGGUCCCGUCCCUGAAGAAGGUGGAAGGAGUGCAUUGCAUAUUGCAUGCGAAAGAGAGGAUAACAGUGAGCAUGCCAGAGAUGUUAUCCGCCUCCUUUUAAUGCAUCAGGCAAAUCCAAACACAUUGUGGAGUGGCCAUUCACCGCUUUCCUUAGCAAUUGCAAGUGGAAAUGACUUGGCAGUGACUGAACUCCUCAAACAUGGGGCUGACCCAAAUCUGCCAUUGAGCGGAGCAGCAAGAAGUGCCCUGUGUACUGCUGUCAGUACAGCGUAUGAACAGCAGAGGACGGCAGCACAGAGGAUUGCCUUGGUUGAUAAGCUGCUUGAAGCUGGUGCAGAUAUCCUUGCACCGGUUACUCUUCAGGAAGGACAGAGAAAAGCUGUGGGAACAGUUGUUGACUAUGCCUAUUAUGAAUAUUACCAGGAUAGAAUCGCUCACACACCAUACCACAUACUGUCAGCAUCUGAGCAGGAAGUUUUUCAAACACGCCGGUCACUGCUGGAACACAUUACAGCGAAGCUCCGUGAGUGUGUCAUCCUGAAAGAGAAAGAGUGGGAUCAAGACGAGCUGAGAAGAUCCAAGAAAUUGGAUUCAGCCAUUCAUACACAUGUUUCAAAGAAGAAAGGAGGGAGUCAUCAUGUGGAAGAAAUGAGACUACCUUUCUUUAAAUACUGCUAUCAGUGCGGACGUUCAGUUGGUGUUCAGCUCUCACCUUGCCAGCAUUGUCAUGAAGUCUUCACUUGCAGUGAUAUUUGCAAAAAGAAAUCCUGGAAUGAGCGGCAUAGGCAGGAGUGUUUGGGCUUGCUGG